AUGUCAAGAAGAAACAGUGCCAUGUAUACAACUCAUCCGCUGACUGCGCAAUUUGAUAGCGCAAAGUUCAUGGUUGGCGGGGGAGUAGCCAUCUUCCAUCUCGCAACCGGGCGCGUGAUACUAUGCAGCUACGAGCAACACGGGCGCAAAGUAUAUUUCCUGCCCAAAGGACGACGGGAUGCAGGCGAAGAAAGCGGCACAGGCGCAGAGCGAGAGGGGUAUGAAGAGUCAGGGUAUCGAAACCGGCUUCUCCCACUGCCAACACGGCAUUGCCAACCCCAAGCUCAUCCACGUGUCCACGCUGCGACGCAUACCGCCGAGCCCGUUCUGUUACAGUUGAUGCCGUUGCGAGAGUAUCAGUACGUGGUUUAUUGGUACAUUGCGGAGACGCUGCCACCGUCGCUCGAGGGAGACCUCGAAACAGAACCAGGAUCGCCGUAUAAACUUCCACCGCGCUAUCCGCAGAAUCUCUCGUUGAGGGAGAGGAUUGCGAUGGAGCCACAGGGGUACGAGCCUAGACAUCACGAGGGCACGGGCGUGGAUAAUAUGGAGAGGCAGUUUAAGAGUGAGUUAUGCAGUGUAGAAGAUGCGAUAAAGAAGUUGGGCCAAGGCCACAUGAUGGGUGAGGCUAUGGCAGAUGUAGUUAGGAAAGGGUGGGAAGGAAUCCAAAAGAGGUUUGAGAUGGAAGAUGCAGCCACGCAGCAAAGUCCUGAAGCAGUUUGA
Messenger RNA from Bipolaris oryzae ATCC 44560, 723 nucleotides. RefSeq lists its product as uncharacterized. The record is from RefSeq and is a predicted model, not a curated record. The coding region runs from base 1 to 723 and encodes 240 amino acids. Gene Ontology annotation, molecular function: hydrolase activity. NCBI's taxonomy places the organism in Eukaryota, Fungi, Ascomycota, Dothideomycetes, Pleosporales, Pleosporaceae. The transcript has 2 exons.